AUGUCCGACGCUGAAGGGAAGGGUUUGUCUGAGCAAUAGACACGUAAAAGCAGCAGACAAAAAACCCCCAACACAUACUACAAGCAAGAUAUCUCCGAUAUUCGCGGCGAACCCAAGCCCAAGCCCACCAAAUAGCCGAUCUAAAAAGCAUCAAAGUCAAAGAAAAAAUCCGAUAAGACUUCAUCAAAGCAAGUCUUUAAUAGCUCUUCAAAUCCUUUGCUAUUAUAACAACAAGCACAAGGAAAGUAGGCCUUUUCAAAGGAGAGCAGUAAAUCUGUCGAUAGAGAUGAUGAUUCUGAAAAUGUUAAUAUUGAUAAGGAUGACGAGCCUAUGGAAGUGGAGUCUGAUCCUGCCUCUGACGCCCCAGAGGGAUCAGAGCAUCAAGACAGUCCUAGCUUGAGCUAAGAAGAAAGUAAGAAAAGCUAUUAAAACAAUGCUAACACUAGCUAUACCGAAAACGAAGACAAUUCAAACAGACCCGCUGGAGGCUACUAAACCCGCAAGAUCCGCAAGAAACCAAAAUUCGCUGAUGACAACUACUUUGAUAACGUCCCAGUUGCUAAAACCCAAUAGCCUAAAAAGUAGAAGACAAAUAAAGCUCAACCAACUGCUGAGAACGCAAAAAAACCAAAGUAAAUCAAAAAAGAAGGAGCUAGCGCAACUGGAGGAGAAAGCUAGAAACAAACUAUCUCAAGCUAACAAAGUGAAAACGGUAAUGCUCCUACUAUUAGCCAAGAAAAACCAACAGCUGGAGCAGCUUAGCUUAGUUAAACGGCCUAAAAUAUAGCAAAAAAUAGCUAAAAGCCCAAUAUGAAAUAAACAGGAGUGAAAAAAGGCGAGAAGCAAGAGAAAUAAAAUGAGGAGAAGAGCAAAGAUACAACCAACGACAAGGCAUUAAAAGAGAAAAAAGAUACUUAAAAGAAAGACAAAACAGACGAUAUUUUAAAAGUCGGACUCCUAGACAUCAUUCUAGACGCAAUUCAUUAGGGUAAUGAACCAUAAGCUGAAGCUAAAUAAAAUUAGAAUGCAAAUAACUCAAGUAGCAAUAAUAACAAUAAUAGCUCGAAUACAAAUAAUCAAAAUCAAAACCAAAAUAAUAACUCUAAAUAAUUUAAUAACAAUAAUUAAAUUAAUGAAAUGUCUGCUUCUAAUUUCUUAAAUUUAUUUAACAAUGCCCUCAACGGAGCUUAAUCAACGAAUUAAAGUAGUAAUAACUAAUAGAAUACAAGCAAGGGAAAUAAAAGAAACAGUGAAGUAGACAAAUAAAAAUUAAAUUAAAUGGAAGAUUAAACGACAUAAAAGAAAAAAUAAAAGACUUCAAAGAAGGAAAAAAAAGAUUAAGGCAAUAGUGAAGGCAAUAGUCAAGCUGCUUCUAUGGAAAACAUUUAAAUAGAUCAAAAGAAUAGCAAAAAAGGUGAAAUCAGAAGUGUAUCCACAAGUAUUGAAAAUGGAAUUCCUAAAAAUAAUGAAAAUAUUCUUAGAGAAAGCAAUGGAAACAAUUAGCAAUCAGUUUCUAUUAAUGGCACUAUUUACAAUUAUCCCAAUAUUAAUAGCAAAUCAGACUACAUCACACAUGUUGACAAAACCAAAGAGAAAUUUAUCCUUCAUCACUCAAGCUUUGAGCCUAUGGUGAUUAAUAGAAUCUUCUUAAAAGAUGAUGUAUAAAAGAAAAUUGAUAUGCAACAAUUGCUUUCUUAAAUCACUCUUUAGUAGAUUUAAAAGCAAUAACAAUAAUAAUCGUAGCAAGCUAUUCAAAAGCUUUAUUAAGUAGCAAAGGAAUAAGACACAUAAUAGUAAUAAAGCAACCCCCAACAAAACAUAUAAUACGCCUUGAGCAUGAUCUCAAAUAUUUUAUAGAAGGGAUAAAAUUUUAAUCAAUAAUAAAAUAACAACUCAUAGUAACAAGCUUAGUAAUUGUAAAAUAUGGUCAAUUAACUAAAUAAUAAUCCCAUGGUUAGCAAUGAUAAAAACUCAGCUAUUUAGUAAUUGCUAUAAAGAACUUUAAAUUAAAAUGGAUUUGCUAACAACAAUAUUAACAAUUAGAAUGGAUUCAAUAUAUUUGCUAACAGUACCAACUUCAAUGAAAUGUUUAUGAGAGGACUUGAUUAAUUUAACUAAUUCAAUUAGACAGCUAAUUAAAUGAAGAAUAUGAAUGGUAACAAAAUCCCAAAUAGUAAUUUAAUGGCAAAUAAAAGCAGAAGCUAAUCAUAGGAAUUUGAGCCUUCAUUAGCUUAAAGAAAAUUAUCAGAACACUUUAAGAUUAACACUAAAAAUAAUGAUGAUGAAGUUUAAUCUAAUCACUCAGUUGCUGCUACAAGCAAACCACCCUCUCGCAAACCCUCUAUUUAAAACCCUUCAAUCAUUCAAGGAAUUAAAGCAAACAGAGAUGAUAACUUAUAAGUAAAGAAAGAAAUUAAAGAAGAAGCCACUUCUAUUUAAUAAAAUUAAGGCAAUAGCUUAUUCGAUGAUAAAAUAGAAAAAGCCCUUAAUCAACUUGAAAUGGAAAUAGAAAACUAAAGAAAAAACAGUAUCAGUAAGCAAGAAGAAAAAAUAAAAGAAGAAGCUUCUAAAUAAAUAGAAAAGAAACAACCAAUCAAAAUGGAGAUGGAAAGCAAUUAAGAAAACACAUAAAAUUAAACUGCUGUGCUUGAAAAAAGUAAAGAAUAAAAAUAAAAAUUUGAAAAGAGCAUAGCUGAAACUGUCGAGGAAGACGAUAAUGAAAAUGAAAUUGAAAUUGAAUAGAAUUUAGAUGAAGAUGAGGAUAGUGAUGAAAAUGACUAAGAAGAACAAAAUAAAAAUAAUUAACAGUAAUAAUAAAAAUAACCUAACAAUAUUGAUGAAGCAAAUAAGAAUAAUGCAAAUGACUUUAAUACUUCUUUGUAGUCACAAUUAUUAGGAUAAUAACUAUUAGAAAUGCUCUUAAACAACAUAAAGCCUUAAAUACCAGAAAUCAAUGUUAAAUCAGAAAUAAAAUAAGAGUUAGUGAAUCAUGUCUAACCACAAUCAUAAGAAGCAUCCUCAUAAAAUAAUUGA
Molecule: messenger RNA, 3033 nt
Organism: Tetrahymena thermophila SB210
Lineage: Eukaryota; Ciliophora; Oligohymenophorea; Hymenostomatida; Tetrahymenidae
Exons: 9
Source: RefSeq, a predicted model, not a curated record